AAGCUCAUCCUUGGAAUCUCUGUACACCAGAGGCGGAAGGGAAGACACGCCAUUAAAUCCUACAAGGCUUCCUUCUCCUGCAUUCCUUCUCAGAAACCCAUCUCAAAGAGAGGAAAAAGAUGAAGAAACUGAGCCUUUCAGCGCUGCUUUUGGUCUUGUUGCUGAGUCCACAGCGUCAUGUCGAGGCCAAGGGGGGUUUCGUAAGGACAAAGGGGCUGCAUUUUGUUCUGCAUGGGAACCCAUUCUUCGCCAAUGGGUUCAAUGCCUACUGGCUCACCUACGUAGCCUCGGAUCCUUCUCAGAGGUACAAGGUCUCCAAUGCCUUCAGAGAAGCCUCCAGCCAUGGGCUCUCUGUGGCUAGAACUUGGGCCUUCAAUGAUGGGGGGAGCACAGCGUUGCAGUACUCCCCUGGUUCUUACAAUGAGCAAAUGUUCAAGGGGUUGGAUUUUGUUGUAUCUGAGGCCAGAAAGUACAAGAUCCGGCUAAUAUUGAGCUUGGUGAACAACUACGACAGCUUUGGAGGGAAGAAGCAGUAUGUGCAAUGGGCCAGGAAUCAAGGUCAGAACAUUGCAUCUGAUGAUGGGUUCUUCACCAACCCUACGGUUAAAGGAUUCUACAAAAAUCAUGUCAAGACUGUGCUCACAAGAGUUAACACCAUUACUGGAGUUGCUUACAAGAAUGACCCAACAAUCUUUGCAUGGGAGCUUAUGAAUGAGCCAAGAUGCCAAUCAGAUCCAUCAGGAAGGACCAUUCAGGCAUGGAUCAUGGAGAUGGCUGCCUUUGUGAAGUCCACAGACAGUAACCACUUGCUGGAAGUUGGUCUCGAGGGAUUUUAUGGAGCAUCAUCAAAACAGCAGCAAUUCAAUACAGGUUUUCAAGUGGGAACAGAUUUCAUAUCCAACAAUCAGAUUCCUGGCAUCGAUUUCGCCACCGUUCAUUCCUAUCCCGACCAAUGGUUGUCCAAUUCAAAUGAUCAAAUGCAACUUGCUUUCCCAAAAGUAUUAAUCAAUGUUAUCGCUUCCUUGAUUGGACGCAGGUUGUCUAAUUCGAAUGAUCAAGCGCAACUUGCUUUCCUGAAUACAUGGCUUGACUCCCACAUCCAAGAUGCACGCAAUAUCCUCAGAAAGCCAUUGCUCCUAACCGAGUUCGGAAAAUCCUGGAAGGAUCCUGGCUUCAGCAGCUCCCAGAGGGAUGCAUUGUUUAAUACAGUGUUUUCUAAAAUCUAUUGGUCAGCAAGAACAGGGGGUGCGACUGCAGGUGGCCUUUUCUGGCAGCUCCUGACUGAAGGAAUGGACUCAUUCAGAGAUGGUUACGAAAUUAUUCUAAAUGAAACACCUUCCACAGCCAAAAUGAUCGCCGCCCACUGCCGUAGACUUCACUAUUUGGUGAAGCUGUACGCUAGAAUGCGAGACAUCGAGCAACUGGAGAAGGCAAAGGCUAUGAGAAGGAAGCAGCAGCACGAUGCAAACAAAGGAAAGAAUGGAGGAAAUUAAGCUAGAUGAUAGUAGUUAUGAAAACUGCAGAUACUUGACAUGAAGAUACCUAGAUGAGCGAAAGCUUAAGGAAGUUUGCUGUCACUUGAGAUGAUUUUCCUUCAUCCAAGAGAAUGGCUUUGCUGAUUUUAUUUGGAAGGCGGAGAAGAUGUGCAGGCAUUCGGACGAUACAAGUUAACUAAGCAUUUGUCCUUUAAACUGUCUUGUCCAGCAUGAAAUCAAACAUUAACUGUUACUGAUAUUGAUAUAAAUAAAUUACCUUGACCAUGAAUCUUAUGCAUGUUCUUCCAU
Messenger RNA from Phoenix dactylifera (date palm), 1784 nucleotides. Its product is annotated as mannan endo-1,4-beta-mannosidase 1-like. NCBI's taxonomy places the organism in Eukaryota, Viridiplantae, Streptophyta, Magnoliopsida, Arecales, Arecaceae. Gene Ontology annotation, molecular function: mannan endo-1,4-beta-mannosidase activity. Gene Ontology annotation, biological process: polysaccharide catabolic process. The record is from RefSeq and is a predicted model, not a curated record.